Molecule: messenger RNA, 8030 nt
Organism: Aspergillus piperis CBS 112811
Lineage: Eukaryota; Fungi; Ascomycota; Eurotiomycetes; Eurotiales; Aspergillaceae
Product: type I polyketide synthase
Exons: 7
Coding region: 282-7973 (2563 amino acids)
Biological process (GO): secondary metabolite biosynthetic process; fatty acid biosynthetic process
Molecular function (GO): fatty acid synthase activity; oxidoreductase activity; 3-oxoacyl-[acyl-carrier-protein] synthase activity
Source: RefSeq, a predicted model, not a curated record
GUAAAAGGUUUCUAGGCCAUGCAGCUCCAUCACACUUUACUUCGUAUGGCCAGAUCGCGUUUUCUAACGCUUAAGGCUCCCCAUGGGUCAGGCUGGCAAUCGGAUGAGCCAUGAGUAAUUUAUCUCGCAACAUUGAUGACUGCGACGGCGAGCGGGGAGAGAUCGCAGCCGGGAGCGAAGUAGAUAAGAAGGGACUCCCACUUAUCCUCUCGAUCGAGGUUUCCUUUCUCUCAACACAUUCAUCAACACUGCGCCUUCAGUAGUGCCAACGAAGUUAUACAAUGCAGCUACUAACGACUGACGGCCUUGUCUCCCGCGGUGGAGCACUACAGAGUUCUCAGACUCUUGACGGGUCUGAUCCUGUGGCCGUCGUGGGCUUCUCCUUGAGAUUCCCUCAGGAUGCUACCUCCCCGCAAUCCUUCUGGGAAAUACUUCAAGAAGGUCGAUCCGUCACAACAGAAGUUCCUUCUGACCGAUUCAAUAUAAAUGGCUUCUACCACCCAGAUGCGUCUCGAAAUGACACAGUAAACGCGCGGGGUGGCCAUUUCCUGAAAGAGAAUGUGGCAGCCUUUGACGCACCGUUCUUUUCCAUGAGCCCCGGUGAGGUCGAAAGCUUGGAUCCGCAGCAACGGGGCUUGCUGGAGACAACCUACAGGGCCCUCGAGAAUGCUGGCAUUCCCAUCGAAAGAGCAGCGGGCUCCGCCACCUCCGUCUAUGUCGGGGCGUUGGGAGUGGAGUACAACCGAUUCUUCGAAUUCGACGAAGAGGUCCAGGCCACGUAUAAGGCUACCGGUAACUCAGGAGCCAUCUUAGCGAACCGGCUAAGUUGGUUCUACGAUCUGCGGGGGCCGAGUAUGACCAUUGAAACAGCUUGCUCGAGCAGCUUGAUUGGCCUGCACCUUGCCUGUCAGAGCCUUCGCUCGAAGGAGUCGCGAAUGAGUUUGGUAUGCGGCUCACAGCUCUACCUGGAGCCAAUGACAAGCGCGAUCUCGCUCUCCGCUCUGCAAUUUAUUUCUCCUGACAGUCGUUGCCACAGCUUUGGGGCUGAUGGUAACGGGUAUGCCAAGGGCGAAGGGUUCGGCGUCCUGGUACUGAAGCGGUUAAGUGAUGCUAUAGCUGAUGGCGAUGUAAUUCGAGCGGUGGUCCGAGCGACUGCGACGAACCAAGAUGGACGCACUCCUGGUAUCUCUCAGCCAAGUCAGGCAGCUCAGGAGAUGUUGAUCCGGGAGGCGUACCGUUCGGGUGGUCUGGAUCUCGCAUCCACCCGGUUGUUCGAGGCCCAUGGUCCGGGAACGAAACUAGGUGAUCCCAUUGAAGCAGGUGCCAUCAAAUCAGUCUUCCAGAAACAUCGCAGCCCGGACGACCCCAUGCACAUUGGUGCGGUGAAGGCCAACAUCGGCCAUUUAGAAGCGACAGCUGGUCUGGCGGGUUUGAUCAAGACAAUUCUGAGUCUGGAGAAAGGCAUCAUCCCCCCGAUAGCUGGAUUUAAAGAGGUCAACCCUCGGAUUCCGGCAGAUGAAUGGAACCUAAAGUUCCCGACCAAGCCGCUUCCAUGGCCCACAGAUGGUCUCCGACGGGCAUCGGUCAACGCAUUUGGCUAUGGAGGAUCGAAUGCCCACGCCGUCCUGGAUGAUGCAUACAACUACCUGCGGGAGCAUGGCCUCGAAGCACACCACGUCACUGCAAAAAGACCGCCCUCCUUGGCCAUCUUAGAGAAUGGCGUGUCCAAUGAUGCCACCAAUAGCAUUACCAAUGGCCACAGUAAUGGAUAUACCAAUGGCCACGCUAAUGGCCACACGAACGAAUUUUUGCGCGAUCUAGCAUACACCUUAUCCAACAAACGCAGUGUUCUGCCCUGGAAGUCUUUCGUGUUGGCGGGAAACCUGGAAAGUCUCAAGACGCAGGUACAAAAUAUGCCAAAGCCCGUGCGAUCGUCGACAAGCCCGCGGAUCAAUUUUGUCUUUACCGGUCAAGGUGCACAGUGGACCCGAAUGGGUAUUGAGCUUCUGAAAUUUGAGACAUUCCGGCAAAGCAUUCUAAAAGCGGACUCCUAUCUUAAAGGACUCGGAAGCUCCUGGUCGCUGAUCGAAGAGCUGCACAAGCCUGCGGAUUCUUCUCAGAUUGAUAGCCCGGCGUUAGCACAGCCGCUAUGUACCGCUCUGCAGGUAGCACUAGUGGAGCUCCUGGAAGGCUGGGGUGUGACUCCCUGGGGCGUGGUGGGCCAUUCGUCGGGAGAGAUUGCCGCUGCAUUUUGCGCAGGGGCAAUUUCCCGUGAAUCAGCAUGGACAAUUGCCUACUUCCGUGGAGCACUGGCUGCUCGGGUAGCAGAGUCAAAAACUGGCGAACGUGGGGCUAUGAUGGCUGUUGGCUUGUCCGUAUCCGAACUCCAGCCUCAUUUCGACGAGAUCUCGGCUGUCCAUGGCAAACAAUGCCUGUCAAUUGGCUGCAUCAAUAGCGCCAAUAACAUAACCGUGACAGGAUUGGACAAGUCUAUCGACGCCCUCAAGGUCCGCCUAGACGAGAAGCAGGUGUUUGCCCGCAAGCUGAGAAUCCCAGUUGCCUACCACUCUUCUCACAUGCAAGUGAUUGCCGAGGAAUAUAAGAACCUUUUGCAAGGUAUUUGCCCACCGGACCAAUCUGCUCGCAAAGGAGAAACACCCGUAUUUGUGUCAUCAGUCACAGGACAACCUGUUCCAGUUAAACAGCUCUCUCUGCCCCAAUACUGGGUGAAGAACCUCGUGUCAACUGUCAGGUUUUCUGAAGCUCUUGGUGAACUGUCUCAAGCCAGCCGAAAUGCAGGGUCCAACACGCAAGUGGACCACUACGUUGAGAUUGGUCCACAUGCAGCUAUGCAAAGAGCGGUGAUGGACAAUGUGCCUCAAUCCGAAGAUGUCAAAUAUGACGCAGCGAUGCGACGAGGUGUCUCCGGACUGAAAUCCUUGCAGCAGCUGUCCGGGAAACUCUGGACCGAAGGCUACCCUGUCAAGAUCGAAGCUGUCAAUAGUCAUGGAUCGAACCGACCGGCGAAAGUGGUAGUUGACCUACCAGAGUACCCGUUCAAUCAUUCCCAGACUUACUGGCUCGAGAGUCGACUGUUCAAGAAUUACAGAAUGCGCGACAAUAUUCGACACGAGUUAGUAGGCAUUCCCACAAACGACUGGAAUCCGCUUGAGCCGAAGUUCCGCUUCACCAUUCGGGUAUCUGACCUUCCAUGGCUGACAGACCACCGGUUGAAUGGAUCCCCGGUCUACCCUGCCGCGGGAAUGGCAGUUAUGGCUAUCGAGGCUGCUAGGCAUCUAGUGAAGCCUGGUCAUGCAGUUAGAGGAUACCGCCUCCGAGACGUAAGAAUAUUCUCUGCCUUAGUUGUCCCUGAGACCCCUGAAGGGGUAGAAAGUCAGAUCUUCCUACGUAAUGCAGAGAACAGUCGGACCACUGGUGUCCAGACAGUCGAAUGCAGAGAGUUCAACGUAUAUGUGUACUCGGACAAUGAAUGGCGGGAGGUUUGCGCUGGCUCUGUCGUCACGGAGUACGAAGAGACGCCCGAUGAGGUGUACGGAGGCGACGAGCGAAGCCUGACGAAGAAUUAUUACCAGACAAUGUACCAACAAGCAGUUGACCGUUGCUCAGUGACGAGUACUCAGCAGGUCUUCUAUGAUGCUGGUCAUAAGAUUGGGUAUGGCUUUGGUCCCCUGUUCAAUACUCUUCACGACCUCGCCUACGACCCGGAAGGGGACCAAGCUGUGGCCGUUGUUGAGCCUGAUGAGUGGAGAGGUAAAGUUCCUGAGAAGAACUCUCAAGUGCAGCCGCAUAUCAUUCACCCCACAGCCUUGGACGGGGUGUUUCAAGUUACGGCUGUGGCGACCACCAAAGGUGGAACAGAACUUGGCCCGUUGCAGGCACCGACUCAAUUGCGAGAUUUCUGGAUCUCGCAUGAUCUGAUUGAGCGCAAACCAUCCACAAGAUUGAAUGUUCUGGCGCAGACCACGCUACAAGCAGCACGAGAAACCGACUCAUUCAUUCUUGCCAUCAACUCAGAUACGGGAGAACCAGCCAUUGUAAUAGAGGGCUAUCGAGUGACAACCGUGUCUAGCCUUAGCUAUAAGCCAUCCGAGAAACGCAACAUCUUUUACAGGCUCGAUUGGAAGCCUGAUGUUGACCUUAUUAGCAGCUCGCAGACGGAGGCUUACUGCUUGGACAAAGAGACAAUACCCGUUCAAUGGAAGCCCUCUAAGGAUGUGGUGACUCUGCACUACAUGUCGGAAAUGUUGAAGGAACUGGAUGCUCAAGGCUACGAGACCUCAUCCCCAUACUUCCAAAGGUACUUGGCCUGGGUGCGAUAUCAUUUCGACCUUUUGGGGGACAGCAAUCCUCUUCUCCAAGCACCAUGGAAAGAUAUUUUAGCGGACGACAGUCGUCGCGAGAAAUAUUUGGAGGAGUUCGCAGCCACAGGCCCGGUUGAGGGUGCGGUUAAUUCGUUCUGCAAGCACCUUGCCGCAAUUGUCCGCGAAGAAGUGGAUCCGUUAGACCUCCUCUUCAAUCAAGGCUUGGCGAAGGACCUGUACAAGGACGAGAUUUUCGUGACUACCGCCAAGCGGAUGGCAGUAUUCAUGGAUCUCCUUGCGCACAAGAACUCCAAGCUUGAUAUCCUUGAGAUCGGUGCUGGUACUGGAAGCGGUACCCAGCAAAUCCUGUCGGCCUUGGGAAAACAAGGUAGCGAUAAAGGCGUGACUCCUCGAUACCAAUCCUACACCUUCACCGAUAUCUCUCCUGGGUUCUUUGAAAAGGCCAAGGCAAAAUUCGCCGACCAUGUUGAUCGCAUGACUUUCCAGACAUUGGAUAUCGAGCGCGAUCCAGCUGAGCAGGGUUUCACACCGGGUGGAUACGAUGUUGUAAUUGCUGCCACUGUGCUGCAUGCUACCCAAUGUGUCAGUGAUACUCUAAGUCAUGCCCGUUCCUUAUUGAAACCAGGCGGCUACAUAAUUCUCAUGGAGCCAACCAAUAAACAUGACACCGUGCUUAAUGGCAUCUGGGGAACACUUCCAGGAUGGUGGAGAUCAACCGAAGAGGACCGGAAGUGGUGCCCAUUGUAUUCUCGGGACGAAUGGGAUCACUAUCUGAAACAGACCGGAUACACUGGGGUGGAAAUGGCAAUCACCGACUUCCCAGAUGUCGAGAACCAUACACUCAGCUUCCUCCUCUCUCGAGCAUCUCAUGAGGAACCGAGCCAGGUUCAACUUCCGGAUUCGCUCUUUAUUGCUGCCGAUACCGAGUUUCAACUCAAGGUUGCCGAAGAAAUUGCUUCCUACUUCUCCUCGACGUGGGGGAAGCAAUGUGAUAUCCUCAAGCCUGAUGCUAUCUCCGAGCAAACAUCACAGUCGAAUGUUUGCCUGUCACUUCUUGACCUGGGACGUCCGUUCCUAGCGGCAAUGAGUGGGAAGGACUUUGCUCGCUUCAAGAGACUUGUGGACUUUUCAAGUCACAUCUACUGGAUAACAACCGGUACUGAUGUGAACGCUGCACUACCAGAAAAUGCAAUGAGUUCCGGUUUUAGCCGAGCUGCAAUGCUGGAGAAGCCUGGCCUUUACUGGGCUAAUUUGAACAUCCAGGACAUAGCCUCUGCCGGCAAGUCUAUUUGCAGUGUCCUUCAGCGCUCAUGUGGCGCGUCCGGGGUUGAGGACUGGGAGGGCGAUUAUUGCGAGACCAGCGACGUGACGCUCAUCCCCCGCGUGGUAGAAGCCAAUGAUAUCAAUGAUUAUGUCUACUCCCAGACUGGUGACCGGGACAUCGAGCGAAGGCAGCUUGCCAGCGAGCCACAUGAGGCUCUGGAAAUACAGUUCUCUCCUGGGCAGCUUGGCAGUUUCCGGUACGCCAGGGAUGAGAUUCCAAGUAAGCCCCUCGCAGAAGACGAGGUGGAAGUGACAGUCAAGGCCACGGGAGUCAACUUUGCCGAUGUGAUGUGUGUACUUGGGCAGAUUACCGACUCUUACAUAGGACAUGAAUAUGGGGGCGUUGUCCGGCGAGUUGGUUCAGCUGUAAAAGAUCUGGCACCUGGGGAUCGCGUCUGCGGCAUGGCCUCUGGGACAUUUAAGAUGUUUGUCCGGAACAAGGUUCACACCACCAUCCCUAUUCCGGAUCAUAUAGCAUUCACCGACGCCUUUCCAGCGGUCUGGCUGACAGCGCUGUACGGCAUCACGCACCUGGGCCGCCUUCGUAAAGGCGAGUCUGUACUCAUACACGCAGCCGCGGGCGCUGUGGGUCAGGCUGCCAUCCAGCUGGCACAGAAUAUCGGUGCCGAUGUGUUUGUGACAGUCAGUUCAACAGUCAAAAAGAAUCUUCUGCAAGAGCGUUAUGGAAUCCCUGGCGAUCGUUUCUUCUCGAGCCGAAAAUUGGCAUUCGGUAAGCAGAUCCUGCGCGCAACCAACGGUCGCGGUGUCGAUGUCGUCCUCAACUCAAGCUCGGGCGAGGCGCUCGCUGAGACUUGGAAAUGUGUCGCGCCUCUGGGAAGGUUCGUCGAGAUUGGAAAGCGAGACAUCUACUCUUUCCAGAAGCUUGCCAUGUAUCAGUUCUCUAAGAACGUCACCUUCUCAUCACUUGACCUUCAAACGGUGUACAAGAAUCAUCCAGCUGUUAUUAAGCAACUAAUGAAUGAGCUACACGAGCUGCUCUUUGCAAAGAAGCUGGGUCCUCCUCAGCCGGUGACACAGUUCUCACGUGGGGAAUUUGAGUCGGCCUUCCGCUACCUUCAAACUGGCCGUCAUAUGGGCAAGGCAGUGAUCAACUGGGAGGACGAGGCGGAGGUCUCAGUGGUGCCUAGUAACGACCCGGAAUAUGUCUUCGACUCCGCGGCCAGUUAUAUGAUUGCUGGUGGUCUGGGCGGUAUCGGCCGGAGUCUAUCAAGGUGGCUUACCACUCGAGGAGUCAAGAAUUUGAUCUUACUGUCACGCUCGGGCGCAGUUUCUGAUGAUGCCAUCGAGCUAGUCAAAGAGCUUACAGAACGAGGCGUCAAUGUGGCUACUCCCCAGUGUGAUGUUAGCAACGCCGAGUCUCUGGCGAGUGCAAUCAGUGAUUGCAAACAGACAAUGCCUCCAGUCAAGGGAGUGAUUCAGGCCUCUAUGGUACUUAAGGACCGCUUGUUUGACAACAUGUCUCUGGCAGAAUGGCAGGCAGUGCUCGCCCCCAAGGUCGCUGGAACUUGGAACCUUCACCACCAACUUCCAGCUAACAUGGACUUUUUUGUCAUCCUAUCUUCCCUGGGAGGUAUGAUUGGGUCGAGAGGCCAAUCUCAGUAUAAUGCCGCCGCGACAUUCCAGGAUGCAUUUGCCCGCCAUAGAUGGGCACACGGCCAGAAAUGCAUAUCUAUUGAUGUCGGUCUACUCACGUCUGUCGGGUACGUGGCAGAACAGAAGGACGUAUCCGAGCGGUGGGUCAACGCCGGUUUCGAUGCCCUGUCCGAGAAAGAGCUUCACAGUGUUGUGGACUGGGCUUGUAAUCCUCGCCUGAAUGUGUCAUCAGGAUGGGAUACUCAGGUUCUCACGGCCCUCAACCGGCCCAUGGCCAUGAUUCAGCAAGGCAAAGAACUGCUGCCUUACAUGAAGCGGACCAUGUACCGACAUCUGCAUCGGAUGGACCAAAGCACGACUGCGUCCGCCCCUACCUCUGCCCAGGCCGUAGACUAUGCAGCCCUUCUUGGGGCUGCUGGCAAUGUAGAAGAAGCAGGAGCCAUUGUCGCCACAGCUCUCGCGCAGAGACUCUCUCAAGCUCUCUCGGUACCGGAGGAGGAUGUUGAUAUCAAUAGGCCUGCUCAUUCCUUCGGCGUGGACUCUCUGGUGGCCGUCGAGCUGCGGUUCUGGUUUGCCAAUGAAAUGAAGGCAGAGCUCUCGGUCUUCAAUAUCCUGGCGGACUGUAGUAUCAGGGAGUUGGGUCAGCAAGCGGCUGGCAAGAGUCAAUAUGUGCAGAAGGGGCAAGGGAACUAAGAACACCUGUCAUCCGCCAUUUAGUAUAUUGUCGUUAGAUUACAUCGAAUCUUUACG